GGACUUUCUAUACAACGCUCAUCGUCGCAAAAUCAAAAAUUUCGCCAACCAAGCCGUUAACAAUACCGCGCACUGAGCUAUGCGGUGCAGUAUUAGCUACCAAACUCACCAAAUGGGUGCUGGAGAAUAACCGAUGGACCAAUGCACAUAUAUCUACCUUUACUGGACCGAUGCUACCAUUGUUCUGCACUGGAUUAAAGGAGACAUUACUAGGUGGAAAACGUUUGUAGCCAACCGAGUGUCUUACAUUCUCGACCACACCUCAGCGGCUCAGUGGCACCACAUAGACACAUCGGAAAACCCAGCAGAUUGCGCAACCAGAGGCUUACCACCGAGCCAAAUACCUGAUAUUUGGUGGCAUGGCCCAUCCUGGCUAUGCAAACCACACAAUAUUUGGCCAAACACGCAAUCACAAUUGCUCAAUCCAGAAGAACGGGAUCUGGAGGCCAAAUCCAUAAAAAUUAGAGCCUUCACUACCUUGUCAGACACAAAGGAUUCUAUUAUUGACCGAUUCUCGUCGUAUACAAAACUGCUACGUGUCACGGCAUACAUGUUACGAUUCUGCCACAAUGCUCAUGCUCGAGCACAACGAAGUCACGGAUCACUCUCUCCUGACGAGCUGGAUGAGGCCCUGAGCAUUCAAAUCUCUCUUUUUCUCGAAAACAUCCAAUUAUAUUACCUCAUUGUCACCUAUUUACAGAUUUGGUAAUUCAACACUCUCAUCAGCUCACUCUACAUGGCGGCGCUCAAUUAACACUGGCUCACAUACGCUACAAAUUCUGGAUUCCCAGAGGCAGACAAGCAGUCAGGCGAAUCAUCCGGAAAUGCGUCACAUGUUUUAAGGUAGCUCCAGUCGUAGCGAAGCAAUUGAUGGGUGACUUGCCAUUACAUCGAGUCAACCCCCCAACUCGUCCGUUCAUUACAACAGGAGUUGACUACACUGGUGCGAUUGAACUUCAAGCCGCGCGUGUACGAGGAUCAACCACCUACAAAGGCUAUGUAGCCAUUUUUAUAUGCUUAGCAACCAAGGCGGUCCACUUGGAAGCCGUCACUGGACUUUCAACAGAGCACUUCCUGCAAGCAUUUACGCGAUUCACCGGACGUCGAGGACAAGUUCAACAUAUGUAUAGUGAUAACGGCAC
This is a messenger RNA of Drosophila santomea, 1142 nucleotides long. RefSeq lists its product as uncharacterized. The coding region runs from base 134 to 709 and encodes 191 amino acids. Lineage: Eukaryota; Metazoa; Arthropoda; Insecta; Diptera; Drosophilidae. The record is from RefSeq and is a predicted model, not a curated record. The transcript has 2 exons.